AUGUUUUACAUUCCACCUUCAUAUAUAUUCCACCCCGACGAUGUCGUCGAGUUAGAGGCAUGUGAUCUUCUCAGUCCUAUCGAUAAAAAAGGCUUCAGGAAAUUGCAUAAACGACGCGUCUGUGAUUUAAGCGACUGGUACGACCGCCAAUAUUCACUCGAAGCACGGUACGACACAGACCAUGACACCUUUAUCAACGUUCCGGAUAAAGUUACCUCCAAAGCUGGGAUAAUUCAUCUAGUUUUUAGUGACGAAAAGGCCGAAGAAAUCUGGUACCAAUGGGUGAACUGGCCGGCCGUUGACUGGGCGUACAAGAUGGAGGAGGUCUUCAUAGACUACAUCCUUGAAUACGUCGAAUACCCCAACGAUGUGUACAGCAACAACGAUGCUGCGGUUUGGAAGUCAACUAUGGAAGUCUGGGGCACAUCUAAAGAGCUACAAGAUGCCAUUCUUGAUCCUUUAUUCGAAAUGGAACGUGGUGGUAUUACCUGCAAUGGUUGCAUUAUAGAUACGGUUUACAUGCGAUACCGAGGAUUAAAGAGUGUUCGAAAGAACUCUCAUGAUCGCGCAACAGGGAAGUCAUUUAUAAUCCCAAAGACUGUUCAAACAGAUGAUGGAGAGAUGCCACUGGAGGAAUAUUUGAAGAGCCACGAUGAAUUGCAUCUGCCAAAUCGAUUUGUACUCACAGCCUAA
Fusarium poae is the source of this 693-nucleotide messenger RNA. RefSeq lists its product as uncharacterized. The transcript has a single exon. The record is from RefSeq and is a predicted model, not a curated record. Bases 1 to 693 code for a protein of 230 amino acids. Lineage: Eukaryota; Fungi; Ascomycota; Sordariomycetes; Hypocreales; Nectriaceae.